Molecule: messenger RNA, 630 nt
Organism: Cordyceps fumosorosea ARSEF 2679
Lineage: Eukaryota; Fungi; Ascomycota; Sordariomycetes; Hypocreales; Cordycipitaceae
Product: GATA transcription factor LreA
Exons: 3
Coding region: 1-630 (209 amino acids)
Cellular component (GO): nucleus
Source: RefSeq, a predicted model, not a curated record
AUGUGCACCCUCACGCGAGCACCCAUCACUGUGCCCAGCAUGAAUCCAUGGGAGUCGCACGCCAUGUCACAUAACUUCCCUCGCGAGGCCUCGCCUGGUGCUGAAAAGAAGCUGCCUACACAAUCCCGCUUCCAGCCUGGGCAGGAUCCCAUCAUUUAUCCAGGGCUCUAUGCCCCUAGUGGUAUAGACAUUAUGUCGAUUUUGUUUAGUGUCUUGGCCCGUCCUGAUCCCAAGUUCGAGUUAGGGCCCGUAGACUGCUCUGCCGCUCUUACCGUCAGCAAUCUGGACCUUCCCGGCUCUCCCAUUAUCUACGCCAAUGAGGCCUUUUCCAAGUUGACCGGCUACACCAUCAGUGAAGUUCUAGGACAGAAUCCUCGUUUCCUUCACUCGCCACAAAGCAUUUAUCCUUUUGCAGACACUCUACUCGACCAACAUAGUGCUGCGAUCCAAAGCUUAGAUCAGGCAGUGGCUUCUCGAAACGAAAUACAACUACACAUUACCAACUACAAGAAGAACGGCCAAAAGUUUACGAACCUCCUCAGCAUGAUACCGAUUCGCUUGCCCGACAACGAAACGCAAUACUCCGUCGGUUUCCAUGUUGCAGCCGAUGCUGCCGAUGCUGCCAACUAA